This is a messenger RNA of Dromiciops gliroides (monito del monte), 1155 nucleotides long. Its product is annotated as translation initiation factor IF-2-like. The record is from RefSeq and is a predicted model, not a curated record. Lineage: Eukaryota; Metazoa; Chordata; Mammalia; Microbiotheria; Microbiotheriidae. The transcript is spliced from 2 exons. The coding region runs from base 1 to 762 and encodes 253 amino acids.
AUGGCCGCCGGGCGGGUGGGCCGGGAGUGCGAAGGGAGUGGAGGGCUGAGGAGCCGACCAACGGCCCGGGAGGGCGGGGGCGCUCGCAGGAGCGGGGACACGAGGGGGGGGGGGAGGGGGAGAAGGCGAGGUGGUUCCGGUUGCGCGCGCAGCAGGAGCGGCGGCGGCGGCGGCAGCGGCGGCGGCGGCGGCGGCGCGAUCAGCCUGAGCCGUAACCGUCCCGGCAGCGGCAGCGGCGGCAGGAGCCGGAGCAGCGGCAGCGGGAGCCCCAGCGGCGGGAGCAGCAAGCAGCAGCGGCAGCCAGAGCGCGGAGCGCGGAGCAGGCCCUUCGGCGGAGCGGCGCGAGGCGAGGCCCCGGCGCUGCCUCCACACGGGGAGCAGCCGCAGCCCCCGCCGCCGCCGCCUCAGCCAGAGCCGGGGCCGGAGCCGGAGCCGCCACCGCCGCCGCAGCAAGACGGACUCGCUGGCACGCGCCGCCGCCGCCCGAGCCGGAGCCGGGGCCCGAGCCGGAGCCGCCGCCGGGGCCGGGACCGGGGCCGGAGCCGCCGCCGGGCCGGGCCGGGUGUCGCGCGCUCGGGGGGAGGCUGGGGGGGAGUCGUCGUCGCCGCCGCCACCGCCGCCGCCGCCGCCGCCGCCGCCGAGGUGACUGAGGAGGAGCCCCCCGGCCGCCCGACCGUCCUCGCCGCCGGACUUCAAUGCCCAGCCCCCAGCUCGCCGGCGUUCUCUGUUGGAAUCCACGCCGCACAUUUAUGGCGAUUCUGAGCGUGCAGGCAGACUUCUGCCAGGCUCAGCACAGUGCUUUUGCUGACAAGUGAGCUUGAGGCUUUUCUACGUGCCAUAAUUAACAUUGCCUUGAAGACUCCGGACACCAAGAUUGGCCUCAGAAAUAUUUGGCAUAUAUCUUUAUUUUUUUCAUAUUGGAAGCAUAUUCCCUUUAACACCUCCAGCAAAAUUAAGCAUCAAGAAAACAAGUGCAGAGCGGGUCUAUACUUUCACCUUGCCUCACCAGUGCCUAAAUGUAGGAAAGGCCGCUGAAGUUGAAGGCAUUUGUUGGAUUUUUGGAGGUUGAAGGUAACCAUCUGCAGUCAUUGAGGCCCAAGUUGAAUCUGAAUUCCAGAGGAUUCUAAAUAGAUCUGGUUAUCCCGAAGAAACUCC